AAAAACGACGCUAAGAUGCGCACUACCCAUCCAAUUAGAGGGAAAUCGAUUCCAAGUCAAACCGGUGGCAAAUCACGCUUUAUGAUGGAAUCUUAUUACCAAAAUUUCAUGAAAUUAAGUCAGAAUGAAGAAUUUAUCGAAUCUUCUGAUUUCUCUGAUUCAAAUGAAUCAAAUUAUGCAUCUGAUUUUUAUGAUUCAAAUGAAUCAAAUCAAACUUCCGACUUUCAUAAAUCAGAUGAAUCAAAUGAAAUUUUUGAUUCAGAUGAUUCAAACGAAACUUUAGAUUUUCAUGAUUCUGGCACGGUAGUAACUGAUAUUUCGGAUGAUGAAUCGGAAGAAACGUUCAAUCACUUGGGAGGAAAGAAAAUUUUGAAAGAUUUUUUGAAUACAAGAAAAGAUGAUAAGAGACCGUUUAACGAAACAAACGAUUGGGAAUUGCCAUUGUUGGGAUCUAGUCCUAUUUAUGAAUAUGCACAAAAUGCACACAUCCAAUUUUAUGAAAUUUCCACGCCGUCGACUGAUGUUGAGUCAUACUUCAAUCUUAAAUCCGAUUUUAUUUUGAACGACAAUAAAAUUGUAAAAGCAAGAACCAAGAAAGUUAUUUUAGAUGAUUCAAGUGAUCUAUCCACUGAAGAUGAAGAAGAAACCACCGUAAUGUCAAGUGACG
This is a messenger RNA of Dentiscutata erythropus, 667 nucleotides long. NCBI's taxonomy places the organism in Eukaryota, Fungi, Glomeromycota, Glomeromycetes, Diversisporales, Gigasporaceae. The record is from the annotation of a GenBank genome assembly.